AGAGAACUGAAAGCCAUUUUCCUUUUUCCCUUGAUUGAGAAAAAGUGAGACUAGAAAUUAAGAAGUACAGAUCUGAAAGAUGAGAAACCAGUUCAAUCUCAAGCUCCUCUUCUGGGUUUGUGGUGUUGCCUUUACAGCAAUCUUAGGAAGUUGCCAUGCAGGUGAAUUGAAGAAGAACUUUUACAAGAAGAGUUGUCCACUUGCAGAGGAGAUUGUGAGGAGCAUCAUAUGGAAGCAUGUAGCCAGCAAUUCAGCAUUGCCACCAAAGUUACUGAGAAUGCAUUUCCAUGAUUGUUUCGUUAGGGGUUGUGAUGCAUCAAUCUUAUUGGACCCCACUCCAAACAACAAAGCUGAAAAGGACUCACCUCCAAACAGUUCUCUGGAAGGUUUUAAUGUUCUUGAGGAAGUGAAGACCCAGUUGGAGAUGACUUGCCCUGGUGUAGUUUCUUGUGCUGAUAUCCUUACUUUAGCUGCUAGAGAUGCUGUUUCUUUCCAGUUUCAGAGAUCUAUGUGGGAAGUGCAAACUGGUAGGAGAGAUGGCAAAAUUUCAAGCGCCUCAGAAGCCCUGGCCAACAUACCUUCACCUUUCUUCAACUUCACUACUCUUAAGCAAGUAUUUGCCAACAAGGGCCUCACUGUUCAAGAUCUUGUAGUUUUAUCAGGUGCACAUACCAUUGGAAUGAGCCACUGCAAUCUCUUCAGCAUCAGAAUCUUCAAUUUCACUGGGAAAGGAGAUGUGGAUCCUUCACUGAACCCAACCUAUGCCGCUUUCUUGAAAAGAAAAUGCAAGAGCUUCUUAGACAGCAAAACCACAGUAGAAUUGGACCCUCAGAGCUCUCUUUCCUUUGACAACCAUUACUUCUUAAACUUGAAGCUUCAACAAGGUCUCUUUCUAUCUGAUGCCUCCCUUCUGACCGAUAAGAGCUCGAGUCAUAUAGUUGAUAAGAUGCUCGUCGCCGGAAAAUUCUUCACGGAGUUCGGCCAAUCGAUGAAGAGGAUGGGAGCAAUUGGGGUCCUUACAGGAAGUUCAGGAGAUAUUAGGAAGAAAUGUAACCUUGUGAACUCUUAAAGAGUCUUAUAAGUAAUUGGUAUUGGAGAUAGGCAAUGAGGGUCUACAUAGUGGUUUCAAUAAGUGAGAAUAUAUGGCAACCUCAUUCAAAUGUUUGGUUACCUAAUUUGGGUUUUCAUUUUUUCAAAAGAUUUGAUGUGUAUUUAACUAUGUAAGGUGAUGUAAUUAGUAUGAAAGUAUAUACCAGUUUUCCCACCA
Telopea speciosissima is the source of this 1267-nucleotide messenger RNA. Its product is annotated as peroxidase 24. Gene Ontology annotation, biological process: response to oxidative stress; hydrogen peroxide catabolic process. NCBI's taxonomy places the organism in Eukaryota, Viridiplantae, Streptophyta, Magnoliopsida, Proteales, Proteaceae. Gene Ontology annotation, molecular function: peroxidase activity; heme binding. The record is from RefSeq and is a predicted model, not a curated record. The transcript is spliced from 4 exons. Bases 80 to 1069 code for a protein of 329 amino acids. Gene Ontology annotation, cellular component: plant-type cell wall; plasmodesma.